GUUUGGAGGCAUCUUUGAGCUCACCGAGUAGACAUUAUGAGCAAAGCUCACCCUCUCGAGUUGAAGAAAUUUAUGGACAAGAAAUUACCAUUGAAAUUAAAUGGUGGCAGACAUGUCCAGGGAAUACUGCGGGGAUUUGAUCCCUUGAUGAGUCUUGUGAUAGAUGAAUGUGUAGAGAUGGCGACUAGUGGACAGCCGAACAACAAUGGAGUGGUGGUAACAUGA
This is a messenger RNA of Hippopotamus amphibius kiboko, 225 nucleotides long. RefSeq names its product small nuclear ribonucleoprotein G-like. Gene Ontology annotation, cellular component: spliceosomal tri-snRNP complex; catalytic step 2 spliceosome; U2-type prespliceosome. The transcript has a single exon. NCBI's taxonomy places the organism in Eukaryota, Metazoa, Chordata, Mammalia, Artiodactyla, Hippopotamidae. The record is from RefSeq and is a predicted model, not a curated record. Gene Ontology annotation, molecular function: RNA binding. Gene Ontology annotation, biological process: mRNA splicing, via spliceosome. The coding region runs from base 37 to 225 and encodes 62 amino acids.